AUGUGUCGCUUCGUGAUUUACAAGGGUACCUCGCCAGUACAGUUGUCCCACCUGUUGACUCGGCCAUGUCAUUCAAUCAUCAACCAGGCCUUCGACUCUCGCCUGCGCCUCGAUAGACGGAGACCUAUGAAUGGGGACGGUUUCGGCGUCGGUUGGUAUGAUUCUGUAUACGACGAGGAGCUCGGAAGCCAGCCUUGCAUAUUUACUUCCGUCACCCCAGCAUGGAACAAUGUCAAUCUCACUCGACUGGCUGAAAAGAUCAAGUCUCCCUUAGUUUUUGGCCAUGUACGAGCAACGACUGCUGGAUCUCUUUCGCUGGAUAAUUGCCACCCCUUUGUGCAUGGAAAGCUCAUGUUCAUGCACAACGGAGGCAUCGCCGAAUUCCCGGUGCUUAAACGUCGGCUACAGAAAGAUCUCCCAGAUGUCGCUUUCGAUAUGGUGCAGGGUAAUACGGAUUCAGAAUGGGCGUUCGCGCUGUUUUUAUCAAAGCUCCCGGACCCUAAUGCACGGUCGUUCACUUCCGAAACAUUGCGUAAAGCUAUGACCGAUACGAUUGCAUCGCUGAACCAAUACGCCGAAGAAUUCAACAUCACCGAGCCUAGCCUUAUGAACUUCUGUGUAACUGAUGGAGAAACGGUUGUUGUGACGCGGUAUAUCUCGUCAAAGACGGAGGAAGCUGCUUCUUUGUGGUUUUCGUCAGGGACCGAAUUUAGCGAAUACGCUGAGGGAGGUCACUACAAGAUGUCAAAAGCAGAUAAGAGGGAAAAUAUCAUUAUGGUUGCUAGUGAGCCACUCACUUUCGAGAGAGCGGAUUGGAUGGAGAUCAAGACAAACCACAUGGUGGUUAUCACGCCUAAGAUGAACCUCUUGCAAAUCCCUAUCAAGGACAAAUUCUACGUGCCUCCCUCGGAUCCUGCUGCUGCGAAACGGAAGACUGAGUUUGCGCAUGAGAAAGGCUUCUUGAAUCUCAGAGAACCAAUAUCUGACAAGCCUCUCAAAAGUGCAAGGCGUCAUACCCUGACUCACUGA
This is a messenger RNA of Psilocybe cubensis, 1029 nucleotides long. RefSeq lists its product as uncharacterized. Bases 1 to 1029 code for a protein of 342 amino acids. Lineage: Eukaryota; Fungi; Basidiomycota; Agaricomycetes; Agaricales; Agrocybaceae. The transcript is spliced from 12 exons. The record is from RefSeq and is a predicted model, not a curated record.